This is a messenger RNA of Rhodamnia argentea, 1371 nucleotides long. RefSeq names its product BRASSINOSTEROID INSENSITIVE 1-associated receptor kinase 1-like. Gene Ontology annotation, molecular function: protein kinase activity; ATP binding. Bases 59 to 1204 code for a protein of 381 amino acids. Lineage: Eukaryota; Viridiplantae; Streptophyta; Magnoliopsida; Myrtales; Myrtaceae. Gene Ontology annotation, biological process: protein phosphorylation. The record is from RefSeq and is a predicted model, not a curated record. The transcript has a single exon.
CGCAAACCCGAAAAAGAUCUGAUUCCUGGUGGGGAGGAAUUAACAGGAUUUCCUAGAGAUGGUGUUCAAUUUCCGCAUCCUCAGUUUCUCCGGUGCUACUCGAGAAGUUGGAAGGACGGUUGAUAAUACCGGUAAUCAACUCCGAAGGUUCUCUCUCAUAGAGCUUCAAGUGGCGACAAGAAACUUCGACCACGAAAACUGGUUGGGUGAAGGAUCGUUUGGAGUGGUCUACAGAGGACGCUUAGCCGAUGGUUCUCUCGUCGCCGUAAAACGACUGAGAGAGCUUUCCGAAGAUUCGGAAAGACAGUUUCAGACAGAAGUGGAAGUGGCAAGCAUUGUUCACCACCCCAACUUGUUGUGCCUGAUAGGGUAUUGCAAUGUGGAGAAAGAGCGGUUGUUGGUCUACCCCUUCAUGGUCAACCGCAGUCUCGACUUCCUCUUGAGACAGAAAGCCUUCCAACCACUCGAUUGGCCAAUCCGGAUGCGGAUAGCAUCAGGAGUCGCGAGGGGGAUGGCUCACAUGCACGAUCAAUGCCAUCCGAGCAUCAUACACCGCGAUGUCAGUUGUUCAAACAUAUUGCUGAAUGCGGACUUCAAGCCAGUAGUGGGAGACUUUGGCUUGGCCAGGAUCAUGCAUGAGAGGGACAUUGUGGUGGGGAAUGCCGGAGGCUCCAUCGGCUGCGGCUCGGUUUCUGCAGCUGAAGUGGGUAAACAUCCGCCUUUGUUGCCCAUAUCACCUCAGUUGUACCAAGAUACUUAUGUCUACACCGCCGUGCGUGGACAUAUAGGAUACGGCGCCCCCGAGUACAUAAGCACUGGCAAAUGCACUCGGAAGGUUGACGUCUAUUUAUAUGGAAACAUGCUUCUGGAGCUCAUCUCAGGACGGCCAUUUUUUCACUUCAGUGGGCUACGGAACGACUGGAUUAGCAGAUGUAUGAACGAGAACAUGUUGAAAAGGGUGGUUGAUCCAACUUUGCAGGGGAACUAUCUCCCCGAAGAAGCAGAACGACUCGUCCGAUUGGCACUGUUAUGUGCGGAUGACGAUCCAUCUGUCCGACCCAAGAUGUCUGAAGUGAUUUUGUUACUUGAAAACCGAUUGCACGGGCCGGAUCAUAGCAGUAGGAGUAGUUGGAGCCAAAGCGAGUGUGAUUCGACUCCUUACUACUCUUUUCCUCCAUCUCCUUCUUUGGAAAUGGCUAUAUGACGGGCGUGGAUGAUACCGCAUCUUGAUCAACGUCUGAUUUCUUACCUCCUACAUGGAGUCCAUCUUCGACCUUUUGCUGUUCACCGAAGUUCCCAUGUGUUCAUUUCCAAUUUCAUCUGUAAGAACCUUUUUUUUUUUUUAAUAUAUCUGCGUUGAGCAAAUACUGG